GCCCACCGUUCGGAUUGGCCCCGUCGCACUCACACAACUUGUGUGCAGCCCUGACACACAACCGCAUCAGAUGAGAGCUCCCCCGGAAAAAGCAAAGCCAAAAAAACCCCCGAGAUUUUACAGCCAUACCCCGCACACCACGCCACGCAGAUCUUUUCUCCUCUUCCUCCUCCUCCCUUGACUUUCCCCCACGGCGAGGCGAGGGCGCGAGGCGGCGAUCACCGCGUCCAAGCCGGCGAUGGAGGGCGCGGAGGCGGAGGAGCGGAGGCUGGCGGCGUCGCUGACGGCGCGGUACUCGGACUGGGUGGUGGAGGCGCUGGACGAGCUCCCGGGGAGCUUCAUCCUCACCGACCCGGCCAUGCCGGGCCACCCCAUCGUCUACGCCUCCAGGGGGCUCGCCUCGCUCACGGGGUACCCGCCGCGGGAGGUGCUCGGCCGCAACGCGAGGCUCUUCCAGGGCGCCGACACCGACCGCGCCGCGGUGGCCGGGGUGCGGGAGGCCGUGCGCGGGCAGCGGCCGCACCAGGUCUCCAUCCUCAACUACCGCCGCGACGGGGAAGCCCACUGGGUGCUGCUCCACCUCGCGCCCGUCUUCCACGCCUCCGACGGCCGGGUGCUCCACUUCCUCGCCGUGCAGGUGCCCAUCGCGCCGCCCGCGUCCCGGCGCCGCACGCCGCCGUGCCGGGCCGCCCGCCCGUUCGUGGUGUUCGCGGCGUGCCGCGAGGAGGCCAGGGUGGAGGAGGAGUGCCCCUGCGCGAGCCACGCGGGGGAGGUGUUCGUGGAUGUGGAUAAGAGAGGGCAGGAUGCUGAGGAACCGCGGGUAGCUAGCGAACAUGAGAAAGAAAAAGCACUGAGUACAGCUAACAGCAUCUUCUCUGCGUUGAACCGCUACAGCAAACUCACUGGUCUAGUGGUCUGCGGGAAGAGAUGUGAUUCUGUUGGCAUCCCAGCACUCAGUUCUUCAUUAAAUCUUUCUCUUGGUAGAAUCAAACAAAGCUUUGUAUUGACUGACCCCCAUUUGCCUGACAUGCCGAUCAUCUAUGCUAGUGAUGCUUUUCUAUCACUAACAGGUUACUCAAGAGAAGAAAUCUUGGGCUGUAACUGCAGAUUCUUGAAUGGUCCUGGCACUAGUGUGGAGGUUUUAGAACAGAUAAAUCAACAUAUUUGUUCUGAGCAAGCUUGCACGGUUCAUCUACUAAACUACAGGAAAGGUGGAAGCUCGUUCCGUGAUCUUCUACAUAUAUCUCCUAUACGAAAUGCAUCGGGCAAGGUAGCAUUUCACGUGUGGGUUCACCUUGAUGAGGGUGCAAAGUAUGAUUUUAAUGGGCUGACCCCCGAGGUAUGGCAGCUUGGUGCUGUUGGUGCGGUGAGAGUGGCAGUCAGAAGCUUGUCUGCGUCAGGAAGCCUGUUGAGACCGUCCCAAUAGCAUUAUCUAGUUUCUUGCCAUUUUAUGACUUGUCGACUUGCCAAUGUACAUUGAGUUGCCUGUUGUCUGUAAAGUAAUUGCUUGGUGGAAAAUUUUCAGCUCAUUUGUUCGCGUAAAAAGGCGAGGUGGGUAUUACAUGAUGGUUGUGAUUUUUGUAAAUACGCAAAACGAAGGGAAUGGGGGAAAUGGUUCGUUUCCAUAUGAAGAGAAGUGGUUCUUAUGACAGAACUCUUACAUAGCAACAGACCUUUUUAACCAUGUAGCAUUGACAUUACAGGAUUUGUUGUCUUGAACUGGUGGUUGUCAUGUAGUUUUUGAUGUGAAAGGGUGGUGAGAAUUC
Messenger RNA from Oryza sativa Japonica Group (Japanese rice), 1766 nucleotides. RefSeq names its product protein TWIN LOV 1. NCBI's taxonomy places the organism in Eukaryota, Viridiplantae, Streptophyta, Magnoliopsida, Poales, Poaceae. The record is from RefSeq and is a predicted model, not a curated record. Gene Ontology annotation, cellular component: nucleus.